This is a messenger RNA of Kwoniella shivajii, 1728 nucleotides long. RefSeq lists its product as uncharacterized. The transcript is spliced from 7 exons. The coding region runs from base 1 to 1728 and encodes 575 amino acids. Gene Ontology annotation, biological process: protein N-linked glycosylation. Gene Ontology annotation, cellular component: endoplasmic reticulum membrane. NCBI's taxonomy places the organism in Eukaryota, Fungi, Basidiomycota, Tremellomycetes, Tremellales, Cryptococcaceae. Gene Ontology annotation, molecular function: alpha-1,6-mannosyltransferase activity. The record is from RefSeq and is a predicted model, not a curated record.
AUGAAGACAGUAUCACCUGGUGUCUUUCGAAGAAAACUCAUCAAUGCAGCACCGAACGUUCUUCCAUUCAUAAUAACGUUUAGUCAUGUUUGUAUUUCGCCAUAUACGAAAGUAGAAGAAUCAUUCACAUUACAUGCUGUACAUGAUGUGCUAUCUUAUGGGUUCGAUGAAUCUAAUUUACCUCAUUGGGACCAUAUAACGUUCCCAGGAGCUGUACCCAGAUCAUUUUUACCUCCUAUAGUACUAGGUCUGAUUUCAUAUCCAUUUUCGGCAUUGGGUGUCAGUCUGGGAUUGAUACGGACGAAAUUAGAUGUUCAAAUAUUAAUCCGAUUGAUAUUGGCAUCUAUAUUCUCACAUACGUUCAAUCAUUUAUCCAAGACUGUAAGAACUAGAUUUGGAUCUUCUGUCAGGAUAUGGUUCACUUUAUUGUCUUUGACAAGCUUUCAUAUUCCUUAUUACGCGAGUAGGACAUUACCCAAUUUCAUGGCUUUACCAGGAGUCCUACUCAGUAUCUCACUUAUUUUGAGAGCAGGAUCGAAAUCUGCUCCUAAAUCGGUAUCCGCAAGAAGACAAAAAACAGCGGUAAUACUCUUAACUGCUUUAUCUACUGUGAUACGAUUGGAAUCAGCGUUGUUCCUAAUUCCAUUAUCAGUAAGCUUGGUCUUCACACGAAGAGCUACUUUAAGCCAAGUGGUACAAUGGGGUAUGUUGGGUGGAUUCGGAUCUCUUGCUAUAUCAUCAUCAAUAGAUUACACAUUAUGGAAACCUACAAUCCCUCAUAAAUCUUUACCUACAUUUACGUCUACUUGGCAAAUAUUAUGGCCCGAGUUAUCGGCAUUACAUUAUAAUUUCUUUCAAGGACAAUCAUCUAAUUGGGGUAUAAUGCCGUUCCAUUAUUAUUUCACAAAUUCAUUGCCCAAGAUCUUAUUGACCAGUUUACCUCUGAUUGUUUUAUCUGGAUUGAUCUGGUUUUCAAGAUUGACAGGAAUCAAUACUAAGAUAGCUGGAAAAGAAGGUGAGAAAGUAUACGAAGGUGUAGGGGAAAUCAUCAAGUUAUUUGGAGCUGGUACGGUGACUUUGAUAGGUGCGAUGAGCUUGAUAGGACAUAAAGAAUGGAGAUUCAUCAUUUACUCAAUACCGGUAUUCCAGCUUAUCGCUUCGUUCUCAGCGACAUUCUUAUGGAACCUACCUAAUUAUCCUAGAUUACGAUCUCUAUUCAGAUUCGGCUUGAUCGGCUUGGUAUUGGUGAAUGUAUCAGUAACGGGAGGAUUAAUUUUUUUGAGCAUGAAUAAUUAUCCUGGAGGUCAAGUUUGGAAGAUUCUUGAGAAUUUACCUGAUUCAAAAGAUAGACAAAUAACAAUACAUUUCCCUUCAUAUCCUUUACAAACAGGAUCAACGCUAUUCACUUUCCUACAUCAAUACCAACUCAAUUCAACGACUCACAUUGGCCCUUACCCUCCUUUCCCAAAUCAAAAAGAACCAAAGUGGAUAUACUCAAAAUCCGAAGAAGAGACUUUUGCUACGCCCGAAGGACUAUGGGAGAACAACGUAGACUAUGUAGUUACGGAAGAGUGGGACAAGUAUUUGGGUGGAAUAGAAUCUGGGAAUGAGGGUAGGAACAGUUGGAAGAUGGUAGGCGAGAUAGAAGGAUUGGACGGUGUGAGCAGAGGAGGCAAGUAUGGUUUGAAAGUGAAUUGGGCGAGAAAGUUGGCUAUUCUAGGUAGAUAA